UCUAGCUCUUAGUUUCUUUUCUUAAGCAUUUUCUACCAUAGUCAAUGCGUGAUAAGCAUUUUUCUUCUUUCGUUCCAAAUCAUAUCGUACGCGUGGUGUCACCGAUCUAGUCGGUGUUUUCUCCUUUGGAAAACAGUUCUCGUGCGCGUUGCUUCGCUUCAUCUUUUUCCCUGAUAACAAUGACAAUGGCGAUUCGAUUGUUUCUGGAGCUCAAAUUAAGCAUUAUCUCUCGUUGGACGUCAUUUAUGGAUUUCAACUUAACAUAAGCUUUGGCUGUUGAUUUAUGCUUAGUUGGAUUUCAUUUUUUUUAAUGAACAGUGCACUGUACAUGUAGGUUUUAUCAUCUUCCUUGAAGUUACCAGAGUAAAAUGUUCUCCGAUCUCUUAUAUUUUUUCCUUAUCAGAAGAAUUCCUGCUUAGUUGGAAAAUAUGUAGAUUAGACGCAUAUGUGGAAUCAGUGCGUGUGUGCUCAAACAGAAGGGAAAGACAUUUAGACGAGGAAAGGAAUAGUUGAAGGAGGGAGGAAGGAAGGGAAAGAAGAUAAUAGGAAAUCUUCUGUUAAGUAUUCUGAGAAGACGAAAUUCGAAGAACAUAUGAUGCUAUGUCCUCCGAAAGGGAUGAUUUUAGCCUUUCAGGGCCCUUACACCUAACUGUUAUUGAUUGGACAAAUAUAGAUCAUCAAAGGUCAGUAGCAGCUAGCUUGGUUCAGGGUGUCUACACUCUAGAGCGAGACCGCCAGCUAAAACGCGAAGGUUCUCAAGCUCUUGCUCCUCCCUGGUGGGAGUUUUUCCAUUUUCGGUUGCUUCGUCAGCUUGUGGACGAUGUUGAUUUUUGCACAUUCGGUGCAAUUUAUGAAUAUUGCCCUUCGGCAUCUCCUCGUAAUGAUUCAACUGAUCGAAGUCCGCGUUAUGUAGUUGCCUUGCGAGGCACCAUAACCAAGGCAGAUUCCUUCUCGAGGGACUUCGACCUAGAUAUCCAAAUUAUCCGAAAUGGACUCCACCAGACAUCUCGGUUUGAGAUUGCUAUGCAGGCAGUUCGAAACACAGUUGCCUCUGUUGGUGAAUCAAAUGUGUGGUUAGCUGGCCAUUCCUUGGGAGCUGCCAUGGGAAUGCUUGCUGGAAAAACUAUGGCCAAGUCUGGCAUUUAUCUUGAAUCUUUUCUGUUUAAUCCACCAUUUUUAUCUCCCCCGAUAGAAAGAAUCAAGGCUAAGAAAGUAAAACAUGGGAUCCGAAUUGCAGGCAGUGUGAUCACAGCUGGACUUGCUCUUGCUUUGAACGCUAACCAACAAAGGAAUCGCACUGCAGAUCCAUUUCUUUCAGUUGCUGCGUGGGUUCCAUUUUUAUACGUGAAUCCCAAUGAUCAUUUGUGCUCUGAAUAUGUAGGAUACUUUGAACACAGGAAAAAAAUGGAGGAGAUAGGAGUGGGCGCCAUUGAGAAGGUAGCAACCCAACAUUCUCUAGGAGGUCUAGUGAUGAGUGCACUUGGGAAGGAUGCACCGGGCGAGCCAAUACACCUCAUUCCAUCUGCAAAUCUGACCGUGAACUUAACCCCUGUGGAGAAUUUCAAACAAGCCCAUGGAAUCCACCAAUGGUGGAGGGAUGACCAGCAGCUCAAGUCCCAGUUUUACAAGUACCAGUAGUUGUUGGUAAGAAAAUGUUCCAUCAUUGUACAAAUGGAUCUAUUUAUGUCUUCCAACUGCAACUAUGAAAUUGUUGGUUAUGUGUUUCUUGAAAUUAUAUAUAUUUCUACUGUUGUAGCUAUUAGUGCA
Molecule: messenger RNA, 1767 nt
Organism: Carica papaya (papaya)
Lineage: Eukaryota; Viridiplantae; Streptophyta; Magnoliopsida; Brassicales; Caricaceae
Source: RefSeq, a predicted model, not a curated record